UCCACAGUAUUGUGAUGAAAAAUAUAUAUUUGGACAUAAAAUUAAGCAUAAAAAUGUACAACAUUGGUGGAGUAUUAAACUCUUUCUGCCUUCAGGUUUCCGUAGUUUUUUAAUGCGUUGCUUGUACAGUGGAUUGCAACACACUGAACAAAAAGAGGAAAGCUCUUUCAGAACGCUGAUUGGUUGGUUUGAAUUCCCAGGUCAUGUGUUUCUGUAGUCAGACAAAAUAUUAAUGACAGUGAGAAGGGAGAUCAGAGUGAUACUGUUAGGGAAAGAGCUACCCAUCACACGUAAAGGGUCCUAACAAUGAUGGAUAAUGUCUCUGAAAUAACAAUGUUUUUUCUUUCAGGUUUGAAUGAAACGAAUACCCACAGAUUUACUCUCUUCUCUCUCACUUUACUGUGUUACUGUGUGAUUUUGCUGGUAAAUGUUUCUCUUAUCGUGACCAUCAUCUUGGAUAAAAACCUGCAUGAACCAAUGUAUAUUCUAUUGUGCACUUUUUGCAUGAACGGACUUUAUGGAACAACAGGUUUCUACCCCAAGUUUCUCUGGGAUCUGCUUUCUCCUGUUCAUGUGAUCUCUUAUUCUGGAUGCCUUGUUCAGGCUCUAGUAAUAUACACAUUUGCCUGCAGUGAUCUGUCUAUUCUUUCAGUAAUGGCAUUUGACAGAUAUGUGGCUAUAUGUCGACCACUGGAGUACCACUCUGUCAUGUCAAAGCAAAGAGUCUUAAUGUUAGUUUGUUUCUCUUGGGUAACACCUUUUUGCAUUGUAGCCACAAAUACUUUUCUAGCAUCUAGAUUAAAGUUAUGCAGCCCAUAUAUUGCCAGACUCUUUUGUGUGAAUUGGAUUAUUGUUAAACUUGCUUGUUUCCCAGCUGAAACAUUUGUUAAUGACAUUGUAGCAUACAUAACAUUAAUGAUAUAUGUCUUUCAUGGUGUAUUUAUUGUUUGGUCUUACAUGUAUCUCAUUAAAACAUGUGUGAAUUCUGCAGAAAACAGGGCAAAGUUCAUGCAAACAUGUGUGCCACAUUUAACCUCCUUAAUGACUUUUGUUGUGACAAUACUUUUUGAUGUCGUAAAUAUGCGAUUUGGGUCAAAAGAUUUACCUCAAACCUUUAAAAAUGUAGUUGCAAUAGAAUUUCUUGUCAUACCUCCUAUUAUGAAUCCUCUCAUUUAUGGAUUCAAAUUGACCAAAAUUCGCAACAAAAUUCUGUAUUUGAUUACUUUUAAAACCAAAUAA
Micropterus dolomieu (smallmouth bass) is the source of this 1239-nucleotide messenger RNA. RefSeq names its product olfactory receptor 142-like. Gene Ontology annotation, cellular component: membrane. The record is from RefSeq and is a predicted model, not a curated record. The transcript has a single exon. The coding region runs from base 307 to 1239 and encodes 310 amino acids. Gene Ontology annotation, molecular function: olfactory receptor activity; G protein-coupled receptor activity. NCBI's taxonomy places the organism in Eukaryota, Metazoa, Chordata, Actinopteri, Centrarchiformes, Centrarchidae. Gene Ontology annotation, biological process: G protein-coupled receptor signaling pathway.